This is a messenger RNA of Maudiozyma barnettii, 924 nucleotides long. It is a transcript of the gene IMO32, whose product is annotated as Imo32p. Lineage: Eukaryota; Fungi; Ascomycota; Saccharomycetes; Saccharomycetales; Saccharomycetaceae. Bases 1 to 924 code for a protein of 307 amino acids. Gene Ontology annotation, cellular component: mitochondrion. The record is from RefSeq and is a predicted model, not a curated record. The transcript has a single exon.
AUGUUCAAAUUAGGUGCGAAAAGGGUUCAUAUUAAUGGAACAUUUCAAAGAAAUAUUAUAUUCAAUGCCGUUAGGUUUCAAAGUCAAGCUGUUAAACUUUCAUAUGAUUUGAUAACCCCGACUAACAACAAUGGCAAUUUAAAGAAGAAUCCAUUGGUAAUAAUGCAUGGCUUGUUAGGGAAUAAGAUGAACAAUAGAACCUUAGCUCGACUUUUGAAGGACCAAUUGAGCAAAGCUGUAUAUCUUGUAGAUCUGAGAAACCAUGGUGCUUCGCCACAUAUUUCACCCCACGAUUAUGAUGGAAUGUCUGAUGAUAUUUUAAAGUUUAUUAAAGAUCAUGAAUUGGAAGAACCGAUACUUAUAGGUCAUUCGAUGGGUGCUAAGGUUGGUAUGGAAUGUGUUCUUAAAGAUAAAGAGAGUGCUUCGAUAUUGGUAUGUUUGGAUAAUGCCCCUAUAUUUACUGCUCCGAAUGGAAAAUAUGCACAAUAUAUCACUAAAUUACAACAAAUAUGUGCGAACGCUACCAUACAAACAUUGAAAGAAGCAGAUGAUAUGCUAAGUACAAUCGAACCCAACAAAUUUAUUAGAGGGUUUCUAUUGACUGUAUUGAAGAGAUCAAAAAAUAAUGAAGGGCAAUGGCAAUUUACUUCUAGAGUACCUUUGAAUAUCGUUAAGGACGCAGUAAUAAAAGGUAACAUAUCUGGUUGGACACUUGAUGCCCGUAACUAUAGAUGGUGUAAACCUACUUUGUUCAUCAGGGGCACAGAAUCUAUCUAUAUUGCUGAUGAAUAUAUUCCAGCAAUCGGAUUAUUUUUCCCUAGUUUUGAGAUUAGAGAUGUUAAGGCAGGGCACUAUUUAAAUGCUACAAAUCCUGAUGAAUGUGCAGGUUUAAUCACCGAGUUUGUAAAAAGACAUGAAGAAUAG